GGACGACCUUACCGCGGUAUAAAACUCGACUGCGGCGGCGUCCCGGACGGAAUCGUAUCGAUUGUAUUAUUAUUGUUGCCGUCGAAAACGCGAGCGCCGCCGCCAUCGUAACUCUCUCUCGUAAUUCUCGUUCUUGGCCGCUACUACUGCUACUACUACUACUACUACUACAACUUACAACUACUGUCUACUACUCACUAGUAUCAGCUCUGUUCUCGUGGUGUUCUGUUGUGCGCCGUAGUACGAAGUGCACGUCCUGUUUUUGAGUUUUCACGAUUCAGUGUUGUUAACGUCAUCAUCGCCUGUUUGCCGCGUAGCCUGAACGUUUACUGCAAAUAAGUUGUUUUUUCGUUCUACCGCCGGACUGACAGCCACACUAAAGUUAUUGUAAUCGUCUACGGAUACCGCGUGGAACUGUAUUUUUUCCUUCAGUCGUUUCGGCGACAAUAAUGCGUGUUUCGUACUCUGGCUACCGUUUGAAAUCUAUCGACGUUAAUUACGUGUCUCGAGUCUUGCAACUCAAAGGCUGAUCGUGUAUUCGGCCAACACAACCUACUUGCCAACCCACCCACUCGCCUACUUACCGACUUCUCCGGGUUCCCGUCUUCCUUGAUCUUCCCGCACCGAGGAUCCACCCCGCCGCCCGGUACAAUACACCGGACGCUGAAACUGGACGUCUAGAUUGCUGUUAAAGUACACCUACGGUGGUCAAAGUGGACGCGUCACAUUUCUUGUGCACCAUCACACUGGCCAACAAAUUGGACUACGUCGUCCGAAGAAGACCGAUUGGUGGCAUGAGGCCAGAUCUGCAGAAGCUCAUCUAUCACACAUCGUCGGAUCACUUUUCAGAGCUCGACGCCGCUGCCGUGCUUUAGUCCGUCCAGCAGCCAGCAGCAUACACAACAUUAGCAUACAACAAUAAUAAUAUUUUAAUCUCAGCGAGUUUGUUAGUACUGCCGUCAUAACCAUGGCGUUCACCGGUCUGAGGCUAUCCACCAAAAAGGACUGGCAACGUCAGUCGCAGUCCGAGUCCGAGGACGAUGACAUGGUCGGAAGGAAAGAUCUGAUGCCGAUCGUCAUGUCCCAAGGUUAAUAAUAACAUUAAACAUCAUAUGUUAAAUUAUCGAAUAACUUAAAAGAUACCUAUAGGUGGGCCACACAUCCUUCCCCCAAGUGGGUAAUUACGUAGAUAGAUACUUACAUAAUACACCUAGUUUAUUGUUGAGGUUAUACCGUCCACGGACUUGUCGAAUAUAAAUAUUGCGUUAUUAGCGAAUGUACGCAAAGUUCUGACAUUUUAAAAAUUAUAACACCGUUGGUCGCUGAUAAGUAGGUUAGAUAUACUUUUUUGUGUGGGUGAUCCAAAAAAAAAAUAAAAUAUAUAACUUCCCUGUUGAUAAUGUAAAAAAAGCUACUACUUAUUAUACAUUUGGCCGAGUUCCAGCGGUUUCAAAAUUGACUGUGAAAUAAUUUAAUCGCUUGUGUACCUACCUAAGUUAGGGCAAGUUUCUAAAGAAAUCUUGAUAUUAUAUUGACAAGCAGACAUUUUAUCUAUUUUGUUUAAUCGUAUAAGGAUAUCUACCUACUUAAUAUUUAUAAUAAAUGUUGAGAAAUCAACUUUAAAUACUUGCCUUGGUAAAAAUACAAAUUAAAGUAAUAUUUUUAGGUACCUUUGUGGUGAAAAAAAAUUUAAUGUUCUUAGAAAAUAUAAUCAUUUUAAUUUUAAAAAUAAAAUAAUAUAUUGUAAUAACAAUUUUCUUAGAAUAGAGUAGGUAUCUAUGUUAGUGGUAAUUAUAUUGAUUUCUACUUACCCAAGUAAUUUAUUUAGUCAUUUAAUGAGUCAACCAGCCAAAAAAUCUAUUUACAAGUGUUAAACUGAACAUUGGCCAAUAAAUUAUUAUUGAGCAUACAUAGCCAAACAGUGUUUUAGGUAUCUUUUAUGCUUAUCUAACUGUCAGAGUCUUGUGAGUUAGUAGUUACAUUUAUUAUUGUUGAGUAUUAACAUAUUAUUUUGUAUGCAUAAUUUUUUAGUCGGCAAUCAUUUUGUUCCCUUGGUUAUAACUAUGGUUGGUUUGCCAGCGCGUGGCAAAACUGUACUUGCAGAUAAGAUUCAACAAUAUCUCAACUGGACAAAUCAUAAGGCCAAAGGUAUGUAAGAUAACCUAUGAAAAAAGGUUCAAGAGAUAAAUAUAUAAUUGGCAACAUACCUAUAUAAAAAAAAAAAAAUGAUUUAUAUGCAAUAUUUUAUUUCAAAAUUUUAAUGUAUUUAUAUACAACGGGUAUAGUAUUAUGUUAUAUAAAAAUAAUACCCAAUGUAUAUUGUGUACAAUAUAUACCUACAUGAAUUUAUUUGUUUUUUCUUUUAUGAAAAUAUUAAAUUAUUAACUGUUACAUAAUAAUCACAUGUUAAAUUAUUGGAGUAAAUUCUAAAGUUUAUUUGAAGGGCAAUACAAAAUGUAUCAUGAAACCAAUGUUUCAAGUAUUAAAGCAUUAUUAAUGUUAAACCUAAACAUAAUUUUAACUUGAAAAUAUCUUUAUCAAUGAUUAAAAGGUUUAACUAUGAUAAAAUUUAUUCCCAAUAUAAAUUCUAUACAAUUUUCAUUCUACANAUUGAAACCUAGUUAAUAAUUUAAAUUGCCAAUAUCAUAUUAUUUCUCUGAAAUACUACUUCUACAGGUACAUAAAAAAAUAUUUAAUAUUUUUUUUACAUAAUAUAUUUGUAAAUGUAUGUUGAUUUUUAAAUUGUUUUAUUUACAGUGUUUUGUGUGAGCUCAUACAGGCGUAAACAUAUUGAGUCGUAUAGUAGCCAUGACCUCUUCCGUAAGGAAAACAGUGAAGCAGCUGAGAUUCGUCAAUUAAGUGCCCAAGAAGCACAAGAUGAUGCCACAAAAUGGUUACAAGAUGGAGGAGAUGUAGCUGUAAGUAUUUAGUUACCUAUCCGCAUGUAUUAAUGUACAUUUUAAAUGACAUUUUUUUUUUUUUAGAUCUUGGACGGCACUCAUAUUACACAAGCUCGCCGUCAAGCAGUGUAUGAUCAUUUUUACAAAAUUAUGGGGUAUAAGGUAUUAUUUAUUGAGUGUGUUUGUGAUGAUGAGAUGCUCCUGGAACAUAACGUUAAGGAAGUGUUGCAAUUCAGUAAGGACUACAGAAAUAUGUCUAGUGAAAAAGCUCUUGAUGAUUUUCAUCAUAAGAUUGAACAUUACAUGGAACAACAUGAACCCAUGAAACCUAAAACUGAUGGCUAUAGCUACAUUAAAUAUUUGAAUGGAGGUAAUACACAAAUUUUAAAAAAUAAUGACAAUAUAAUUUUCUACUUUUGUAUUAACUUUAAUAAUUCUGUGUAGGAGAAUCACUUACUGUUUGUCGUUUGAAUUAUCCUAUGCAAAGUGAAGUACUAGCUUUUGUUUCAAAUUUCAAGCCAUUAUCAAAAACAUUUUAUUUUUCAAGAGUAUGUAAAGAUUAACCAUAUUUAUUUUUUAUUUUUGGUAACUUAAUUUGAUACAUUUAUAUAGCAUGGUGAAAGUGAAAACAAUGUAUUGGGUCGUAUUGGUGGAGACGCUGAUUUGUCUGUCCGGGGUCGCACAUAUGCUGCAGCAUUGGCACGUUAUUUUAACAGUGAUGAUCGUUUAGAAGAUUUACGUGUGUGGACAAGUGAAUUGAAACGCACUCACCAGACAGCUCAAGGUAUUAAAGCACCAAUAGAACAUGUACCUGCUCUCAACGAGUUAUACGCUGUAAGUACACUUUUUAAUUGUGUAUUUUAUAUUUUAUCUUAUAAUAAACAAUUUGUUUUCUAGGGUGUAUGUGAAGGAUUGAGUUAUGAAGAGAUGCAAUGCAAAUUCCCACAAGAAUUUGCUUGGCGCGAUCAAGACAAGUUGCAGUAUCGUUAUCCAUGGGGAGAGUCUUACAUAGAUAUUAUGACACGAUUGAAGCCAGUAUUGUUGCAACUUGAAGGUGAAAUAGAUAACUUGUUAAUAAUUAGUCAUCAAGCUGUUUUGAGAUGCCUUCUUGGAUACUUUUUGAACAAAAAACAUGGUAAUAGCACAACAUUUACAUUUUUAUUCCAAAACAUUUAUUUACUGUCUAAUGCCUCUUAUAGAAGAAUUACCGUACAUUAAUGUACCUUUACACAUUAUUAUUAAGUUGACCAUAAAUGGAUACAAAUGUAAAAUGGAAGUGAUUAAGUUAAACAUAGAAUGUGUGGAUACAUAUCGCAUACAACCCAAGGUUCGUUGUAUUUAUAAUAAAUUUAAAAUAAAAAUUUAUUAUGUUAAAUAAAACUAUUGGUUUAAUUUUAUAAAAUAAUAUUAUUUUAAUAAUUAAAAUUUAUUUUAGAACUGCUCCAUCAACCGUUCAGCUGACGAUGCUCUACUAACAGUGCCAGCUCAUUUUGAGAAUUUAACAUUGUGGAAUCAUCCUCCAAUCGUUCAGCUUUGAACAUAAUCCAAACAUAAUAUACGAUUAGAUAUAUUUAUAUGUUUAUAUAUUUACAUAGACAUCCUUAUAAAAUACCACAAUAACCUUAGAUCUUUAAAGUUUAUUACGGAAUGGCAUUUAAAAAAAAACGGUUUAAUAAUAUUGAAGAUGUGGUAUUUAAUUUCAUUCAUAGAAUUUCAAACCUAAACAAUUUUAUGAUAAGAGUGAAAUACUAAUGAUAUUAGAUUAUUAUUGACGAAAAAUUGUUUUUGACAUUAACAAACUAUGAUACAUAUUAAUGAUUAAUAUUAGAGGUAUUUUAUUAAUUCAUAAGUAUUGAUUUAUUUGGAAGUAUACAAACUAGAUAAAUUCAUUUGGUGCCAAGCGUAUUAAGUACAUGAAAAUUUAUGAAUUUCUAUAGCAGGUCUAUUACAUAUAUAUUUAUAUAUCAUAUUAUUAUUAUUAAUUCAUAAUAAUCUAAAUUCUAUUCUCUAGUUUUAAUGCUGGUUGCAUAGUAUUUACAAUAUAUUUAAUAUUGUUAAAGCAGAUGUUUAAAUAUGCCAAUAUUAAAUUAAUGAGCGUCUGUGUUUGAUCUCUAAUAUUAUGUUUAUACAAUUUCAUGAUCGCACAAAACACAAUAUUAUUGUCCCGCUAAUACAUGAAUAAGUUCCUAAGUAGGUAGCAGGAAAAUUGAAACUAUGUACGACGAUAAAAAAAAACUAUGAAAUCCAUAGAUUUUUUAAAUGAUUAUAAUAUUUGUUAUUUUUUUUUUUUUUUUUUUGACAAACUAUUCUAUUCUUCCAUUUUAAUUAUUAAUAAUUAUUAGACUAAAAAAAAAAAAUAUUUUUGUACUCUAGUUAUGUUUGAUUUAUUAUUUUUUUUACUUUUAAUUAUAUUAUUCAUUGUUAUUAAAAAAAAAAAGUUUAUAGUUAUAUUUGUAGCUCCAUAUAAUAUUAUUUUUUUUUUUUAGUAUGGAUAUUAAGUGAUUUAAAAUAAUAAAAUAUGUAUUAUGACAUAAUAAAAUAAGGUACAAAUGUCCAUUAAUACUGUCUUCGUUUCCUUUCUCAAUGCAUUUUCUAGUAAAUAUUUUCAAUCCAAUGUAAAUUAAUUUAAAUAAUCCUAUAUGAUUUUAAUAGUAGAGCUCACAUUUUAGUUUCUAAAACAUAAAUUAAACCAAUUAUUUAUUUUAAUUGAUUUUUAAGUAGCUAUUCCAAAGAAUAUUUAUAUAUUUCAAAAGAACUAUAAUAAGUUUUAACUUUGGUUGAGCAUAUGGUUUAGUUGAAUUACAAUUUGAUAAAUUAGUUUUUAUUAACUCAAUUGAUUACCUACCUCUUAUACUAUAACACAAUAUGUUGUAGUUUUGAAAUAUGAUCAAUGCAUACAUAUUAUUCAUAAUUAGUUAUUAAAUUUCUAAAAGAAUUCCAGAAUAUUUUACUGCCAUAAAAAUAAAUUAAUGUUCUCAUAUCUUCUGUUUAUUAAUAAUUAUUCAUAGUAUGAUAAAUUACAUUACUAAAGUACAUUACUUACAGUUUAAAUUGUUAAUUGGUAUUCAAUUGUUAUGAGUGACACCUAUAAGUAUUUUUAGAAAAUAAAAACAAAGUAGAAUUUUGGCAUUUGUACAAAAACUUUUGAUGUAUUGGCCAAAAAUAUGACAAUCUUGUACAAUUUGAUUUCAAUAGUAAACAUUUACUAUCUAUGUGGUAUUUUACAUUGUUAAUAUGUAAUUGUUAAUUUUAGAGUUGAUUAUAACUUGAUUAUAUCCAUAGAAGAUAUAAUUUAGUUUAUACAAGUAGGUACUCUGUAUUAAUUUUCAUAAUACUUUAAUUUAUGGUUUACUAUAAUAUAAUCUGCUCAGAUAGGUAGGUAUUCUAUUUCAGCAUUAGGGUUUUGUAGUUAAAAUGAUAACAUAACCAUUUUAAAAUUAUUACCUAGUUUUGGAAAACAUUGAAAAUUUUCCGAUUCAUUCAUGGUAUUUUAAUAAAAAUUGCAUGCAACAUCUGCCUAGUAAUUAGUACUUUAUAAGAAAAAUAGUUCAGUAGUUUAUCCCCUAUGCCUUAUUUUGUUGUUUUGUAGGUUACUUCGGAAACAAGGGACAUAUGAAUAUUUUACUACAUUACUACUUUGUUAAGAAUAGGUUAUUUUCGUUUGCAAUGAUCUAUUGCUGCAUAGUACAUACCGAUUAUAAACUAAAAUAGAGUUAUACAAUAUACAUUUUAUACCUUGCCAACUAUCCACCUGCAUCAGUGGCCUCCAUAUAUAAACUCUCAAAUUUUGAUUCAUAACCCCCACCCCCACGGAAAAUAAAUCCUGGUUGCACAACUGUAGCCAAAAUUAAAGGAGCCUCAGGGCGGUGUGUUAUUUGGGUAUAACUGAUCGGCUUGCUAUGUCUUGUUUAAGUCACUGGGAUUUAGAUCUAAAUAGGCCAAAUUUGUAUAUUGUUUGUAUAUAAACAAAUGAAAUUAAAUAAAUAUAUUAUUAUUAUUAUUAUUAAGCAUUUAUUUUAAGAAUAAUGGGCCCCACUGAGCUUGCUCAUGUGGGGAGGGGGACCAUGGGAACUAUCGUAAAAUUGUUUAAAUUUUUUUUCUUAAAGUUAGUUGUUAACAAACUUCAUGGUAGAGAUUAAAUAUUAGAGAAUACAUAAAAAUGAAUAAAUGAAAAACAGCAAGCAAAAAUAAAAAACACAAAGUAAACAUAUAUGAAAAUACAAAGGGAAAACCGUUAUUAAUAAUUAAUAUACAGAGUAAAAUUAUGACAUAUUAAGAGAGUAUUUUUAACAAGUCUCCCAUUUACUGUAUAAACCAUUCCUGUAAUUUUACUUUAAAAAUUUUGAAUUUUUCACCAAGUAGCUCUUGUGGAAGUUUAUUGUAUAUAAAUGAUCCAAAAACGUGUGUGACAAUUGGGUGAUGGUUUUAUGUAUUUUGGGAAUGAUAAUAUUAUUGAUUUUAUAUCUUGUGUUAAAUGUGUGGUUUGUUGCUAACGUUAAAUUAUUUUUGACCAUGAAUAUAACAGUUGUUUUAUAAAAAAGUUUUUAAGUAGUGAAACAUUAAACUUUGAAUAAAGAUUGUUGAUAUGGUAUGAAUCAUUUUUUAUUCAAAAUGAUCGUACAUUAUUUUGUGUUAUGUGGAGAUGACGGUUUGUUUUAUCAAACACUACCCCAAACACUUUAGAGAGGUAAUUUUGCGAUUUUCUCAGGACUUUUCCCAACAAAUGUUAAACAUCGGGAAAGCAUAACUAUCAAAUGAAUUCCACUUUGAAUAGUCUUUUCGUAAGCAUGGUUUGCUUACAGGUAAACAUUAAAUUACAUUUAACAGUAGCUGCACCAGUCACGAUUAUCCAAGGACAUCUAUCUAUUAAUACAUUUUUCCUUGAACUAACAAAUGUUGUAAAUCAACUAAAACUAUAAUAGCUGUUAACAGUCAGCAGAUAUUAUGGUAUAAAAUAACAGUCGUCAAAUUUUGUACUUGGAAGUCGGCAAAAUUCACUCCAAACCCCCUGAAAAAUAAACCUUAGGAUCAGGGCCGGAUUUAGACCUCUGGAUGCCCGGGGCAAAUGUCUUUUUGAGGCCCUUAACAGUAAACUCUCUAUAUCAGUCAACUGGUGAGCAUAACCAUUUAGUUGAGAGUCAACAGAAAAUUAAACGAUACAACUUGAGAGAGAACUGUAAAUUUCAUGAAUUAUAAGAGUUAUAACAAGGGCAGUUUCAUCUACAAAAUUAGUAAAUUUUCCGCAUUUUAUAAGUUCAAGGGCUAUAUUUUUAAUUUUUAUAUUCUUUAGUUUUGAUAGUAAUAUUAUGUGGUCAACCGUAAUGAAGGCUUUCGUGAGGUCCAAAUAAACUGUGACACAUUAUUGUUGUGUGCAUUAUAAAUGUCUUUCAUAAUAUUGGAAAUUGCUUGAUCUGUACCUUUUUUUAGGUCUAAAAUCAAAUUGAAAUGUUGAUAGUAAAUUAUUCAACUAUAGAUAUGGUUAAAGUUCAUGUUUAAUAAUUUGUUCAAAUAUUUUUAAGAUAUUUGAUAUCGAAAUAGGUAGGUAGUUUUCGAUUUUUUGUUUGCUCUCUUUUUUGAAAGUUAGUGUGAUUAUUGUUGUUUUGAAUACCUCGGGAAAAAUACUUUUAGAAAUAGAUGUGUUAAACACAUGCGAAAGUAGUACAAUCAGCUUAUUUAAAUUAGAUUUGAUCAUGUCAUUUGUAUUUUGUCAUAUCAUGGUGCAGAGUUGUUUUUUAAAGAUUUAGCGGUUUUUGAGAUAGCAUCGUUGGUUGUAUAUUUAAAACUAUUAAGGCCUUGUUAUGUGUUCAAUGGAACGGGUUUAUUUUAAGUAUAUUGAUUUGUAAAUAUCGUUUUACGGUCUAUUAUUUUUUCUGUCAUUUUCUUUACAACCUUUUUGAUCAACGAUAGUGGAAAUGUGAUAUUUUGUUUAUUUCUGUUUGUUGUUUUAUUAAUUGGUUCCCAGCAACGUUUGUUUUUAUUUUAAGCUUUCAGUGUUUCCGAUACUCAAUUUCUUAAUUGUUUACAGUAUGAUUUUAAUGUGGUAUUUUCUGGAUGAUUUUUAGUUUGUUUAAAAGAAUAAUUAUCUUUGAGAGAAAAAUCAUUAAGACAAAUUGUUGAUCCCAUUUAUAACCUUGACAACAGCUGUGGUAAAGAUAGUCAAAUAAACAGUUGAAAUAAUUUUUCAAAAAGGAUAAAUAAUUAAAUUUAUAAAGACACUAAAAUGGAAUAGUUAGGAGAGCAGAUCAUUAUAUGGUUAAAAUAGUUGUAAUUCAGUAAAAAAUCAUUGUAGGGAUCUAAAAUUUUCACAGAAUACUAACAUUGGACUUUUCUAGACGUGUUCAUAUGUUAAAAAAAUUGACGAUUUUUGAGUAAUUUAUAAACAUUCGGCAUUUGCUGUUUUUUUUUUUUGUUUUUAUUUGAUUUAAAAUGAAUAAAAUUGUUUGGCUGAACAGAAAAGCUUAACAAUUUAAUCAGAAUUUCUGAUUCAAGUAGAUAUUAGAAAAUAAAGAUGUAUUGAAAUACACUCUCCUCAUAAAAAAAUUACGAUCAUUAAUUAUAGAUAAGCGAUGAUGAUGACUAAAACGAUUUUAUUUAAAAGGUAUUAUUAUUUAAGUUAUUCACGGACAGAUAAACAAAAUACGAAUUACAAUAAUACCAGUACGUUUCUGUAUUACAUAUUUCAUAUGUGGUAUCGAUGUAGUCUGUGUUUAUCAGUUCGAUUGUUUAAUCAAGUAACGUAUUAAAUAUUUUCUAUUAUAAACCAGUUAAAAAAAAUCAUUUAAAUUUUAAACUAUAAUAGGUAUUUUUCAUUCAUUAGCUGUAAGAAUUUAUAAUCAUAAAAUAAUCGAAAAUAAUGUAAUUAUCAUACGUAUAUUUAAUAAUUUUUAAAUCUCGUCCAGUUGGUGCAUUGAGAACGGUUAUUAUAUACGUUGUAGUCUACAACGGGCUAUCGCCGCCACCGUCGACUCGUGUCAUGGGAUCCUGGUACACGGCUCGCGGUUUCGACGACGUCGUCAUCGCAGGCUCCUCCCCCGCGGCGUAGCUAACGUCGCUAUCAAAGGUUAGCCGCCGUGUCGGCUAAUACCGACAGGAUAGUAAGCAGGUGGUAGGGUAAUGAUGAUGGAAAAUUAAUAAACAUAAAGUUAUUUGAUUUAAAUCUGUAAUCAACGAUCAACCAUUGCAAACAAAAUGCGAUUCUGAGCGAAGUUCAUACAUGUUUUGAAAUAUAAAUUAUAAUUAUACUUAUUAAUUGAAAUAUAUAUUUACGAUUUUCGACGAAAUUUCAGCUUAAAACGGUUAUAAAAAAAAAAAAAUUUAAACAAAAUCAUUAGUGUUAUCAUCUCUUAAUUAUUUCAGCCGAUUGUCAUAUGCAAAAUAAAUAAAAUAAGAUUGCUAACGAAAUACGAGUCUGAGCGAAUUUCAAUUAUACUUACACGUUUUGAAACGAUGUACCAUAUAAUAUUUACGAUUUUCGAUGAAAAAAAAACUACUACAUAAUGCUUCACUAAUGCUACACCUAGAUACGAUCAAUUAUUAAGAAAACGUUUUUUCCAUUAAUUAUGAAAAUCAAAAAUGACUUCCCUAAAGUAAGUAGCAUCGCGGUCAAAUUUAAUUUCAGAAAAAAACGGUACACUUGAAAAUCUGAGCAAAAUUUCACGUCGACAUUUGUUCUCAAAAUUAAAAAAAAAAUUAACAUCAUUGUAAAAUCAAUAAGUAGGCACAUUCCUCACUCCGCUCAAAAUCUAAAAACGUUUCGUAAUAAAACCAAUCGAUCACUUGCUGCUACGCUCAUAAUUUUAAAAAACUAAAUAAGUAAAGAUAAUAAAUACUUACCUAAAAUAAUUCUUCAAAAAUUAUAAUUGUAAAAACGUAGGUAUCAUAAUGUAGAGUUUUAAUAAAAUUAUUAAUAAAUACAAAACACCACAAUUUGUGAAAAAACACAUUUCAAAGAGUAGGUUUUUUUUAAUUUGACAUUACGAAUGAUAAAAAAAAAACAAAAAAAUCAAAAACAAGAAAUUUAACGUUCGAUAACCACCAUGAUUUCGUUUCAAGAGCUCACGUUGGACUUGUAAAAAAAAAUACCGAAAGUAAACCCUAAUUUCAGGUAGACAAUACGGGGAAAAGAUAUUUAAAAAUGCGAAACUAGAAACUCGGUAAUUACCGUGAGUCAAACCAUAAAACCGACAAACUUUAAAUCGCUAAUUUAUCUUCCCUAGCGUUAAUUGUUGAUAUGAUGAUUAACAACAACCGGUUCUUCUUUAUCGAUACACAAAUUUUUAUGGUACCAGUAAUCAAACUAAAUUUUUAGAAAAAUCCCCGAAUUAUCGGGAAAAAAAUUCUACAUUCGAUAGAAACUUACCAAUAACAUUAUCUUCGUCUUUAAAGACACAACAUUUAAUUAUUCUCUAAUGUCUACUAAAAAUAUAGUCUUAUACUAUACGAUAAUAAAUGUGUGAGCAUCAAUUCGUAUUAUUUUCACAUUAUUAAAUUAAACCAAUUUAAUAAAAAGUUACUCUAUUUGGGUACUUAACAAAAUAAAAAAAAACUGUUGUAUGAAACAUGUAUUUUAUGCGGUUAUUAAUUCAAUUAGUGAAUACUAAUUAGUUAAAUAUAAAAUUAAAAAUAAUACGAAAUCAUGUUUUUCAGCCAGGAUUCAUAUUUUAUGGGUUUUAAUCAAUAUUGAUAUAUUAUAGCGAUACUAAUACUAUGGUAAUUUUAGGAUGAAUCACUCUAGCUGGUUAAUAUAGGUCCACUAACCUCAUCUGUGACUGCAGUUUGGACUUAUUACUGAUCAUGCCAAAUCUGAAACAUUAAAGAAAAAAAAAAUUGAAUUACAAUUGUAUACCAACUUAUAAAUAUGAAGAUGGGUUAUGUAUAAGAGUUAAAAAUACAAAUCAGAAAGUGUUAUAGCAGAAAAUCAUGUUAUUCAAAAAUAUAAAAUAUGAAACAAAUUUUAUCCGAAAAUGUAAAAUAAUAUUCGUUUAUAAAUUAUUAAAAUUAAUUUAGAUGCAGUACUGUUUGUAAAAAAAAAAAGAACUGAGACUGGAACGGAUGCCAUUAUUUUCUUAGAUUUUCCCGUUCUUUGUACGUUUUUUUUACGGAUUUGAUCAAUUUUUUUUAAAAAAAAAAUAAACUAUAAAGAAAGAGAAAUAAAAGAAAGAUUUCUUGUCGUUUUUUCAUUAGAGUAGUAUAUCUGGUAGAAAACAUAAACCGUAAGAAUUUGAAAUAAAUUAAUCAUUACGCCGUCAUAAUUUAUUCAGUUUUAUUGUUUGUCUUUUUCCCGAUUUUUCCAAACUAUUAUGAAAAUUACUUGAAACAUCAAAAAAUCACUUUGGAAACAACUAGAUUUGAAAUUAAACAGAAAAAGUCUGUAACCCUUAUUUGAUUAAAGCAAUAUUUCUAGUAGAAAACAUUGUUCAUAAAAAUUAAAAAAACCACGGAUCUGUCACAUAUCUGCACUUAUAUGACUAGAAAUUAUUCAUAAUGUAUAUAGAUACAUUAUUAUUUCAAAAAUGAUAAGAGUGUACAAGCAUAGAUAAAAUAUACUUAUAUUAGUAUAUUAUUUAAUCCAUGGUAUAAGCAGUAAAACAUUCUACAGAGUUGAUACUCUUGGACGGUUGUAUGCCACUGCAGUGCACUGUGCCGCCGCAACCUACCCACGGUCAUGGGAUCCUGGUACACAGCUCGCGGUUUCGACGACGUCGUCAUCCUAGGCUCCUCCCCCGCGGCGUGGCCAACGUCGCUGUCAAAGGCUAGCCGCCCCGUGCCGUCAUAAUACAGAAUAAUAAAAGCUGAUACCACUGAAGGGUGCUCGCCUGGUUUAGGUGGUUGUAGGUUGGCAAGGUAGGAUACAGAAAAUAAUUCCAUUUGUAUACUUGCUAACGAAAAACGAUUCUGGGUGAAGUUAUGUUAUGUCAUAUUAUUGUAACAUUUGUUAUAUUUGCGAUUUUCGUUAAAAUUUGAUUAUUUUAAAAUUCUUAUAUAUAUAAAAAAAAAAUACAUUUUAUUACUCGAUUUUUUUUUUUUUUUUUUUACCACUUUGUACGACCUAUAGCUCUAGCUAGAUGUUCAAACAUUUCGAUUUAGUCUAACAAUUAUAUCCACAGAGUACCUACCGAAUAAAAACUCCGUCGAAAACUUGCUAAAGUAAAAUGUCUUUAAAUGGUUUUAAAACAGGUUAAAUGUUUUGAACAUUUUACCACGUCUAGAAAAGGGAAGUAUACAUUUUCUAUCGCUUUUUCUCAAGUUUCUACGAAUAUUUUUAACUGAAUUACAACAAAAAAACAUAAUCGAAAAUAAUAUAAUCAUUAUUUACGAAAAUUUUCCCGUAUUUCUUAAGUUUUAACUCGGAUUUGGAACAAAUCUAGUUUACGACCCGAUCCAGUUUUUCAAAUUUGUGUUUUUGCAUUAACAUUAAGAAUCUAAAAAUAAUUCGGAUAAAAUUCGUUUGGAAGUUAUGUCGGAAAACUUCAUAAAGUUCGAGUUUUCCGUUUCGCGUAUUUUUCAGUGAGAAUUUAAAAUUUAAAAAUUUUUUUUUUCCAAAAUGUGCGAUUAUUUUUAAUGCUUAAUCCAUUGGUCCAAUCAAAACGUAUCUAUCAUACUUAUUUUUAUAGUAAUUGUACAUGACCUUGAAAAAUACCAUUUUUGGAAUUAAUGUGGUCGAAAAAAGAAAUUAUUUUUAUUAAUAUUAUAAUUUUUAGUUAUUGGUAUUUUGAUAACAAAGUAUUUUUAUGGAAGUCAGAAUAAGUCAAUCUGGUUUAGAUUUAGUGUUACAAACGUUCAAACCCGUCGUGUUUCGUAUUUAUUUUAGAUAUAAAAAUGUAUAGAAAUUCGAAAAAAAAAAAGGUAGGCCAAAUUUAUAUUUAAAAAUAUUUACGUUUCGCUACCGGCGUAGGUUUGCCGGUAGCGCAAACCUCGGUUUCGCGAUGGAACCGGAAAAUUUAUACCGCUGUCUUACACGAAUCCAAAAGCGUUUUUUUUUAAAAUUUCCUUGUUAAUUUACUCGGAAAACUAACAUAUAGGAUGAAAAUGUCGAGUACUCACUGUGCCGUCACGGUCCUUAACUGGGCUGUAUAUUUUCCGACAACACGCCACUGUUUUUUUUAAUCUCGAGUCUUGACGAACGACGCAGAACGUCGUAAUAUUCGCGACGGUAUUUUGAUAGAAAAAAUUGCACCACAACGUCGCAUGAAAAAUAAACGGUUGCGCGUUCAAGUAUCGUACGCGGACACGGACAAACACUCGCGAUUAAAGCUCCGAAACGACUGAAAAAGUGAAAAGUGAGCCCGGUCAGAGCGUCUUACGAGCUUAAUCGGUAUCGUCGGCGAUCCAAUGGGUUGACAGCGUUCGCAUCAAACCAAUGGACGCGUUCCAAAAUUGGGACCGGUCCGGUCGUAUCAGUGUGGGCGAAAAUAAAUUCACGAUUAAAAUAUGAUUAUCCGCAAGGCCGCAACUGGAAAAUAGUUUCGGGGGACGGUACGGGGUGUAAUUGUUACAAAAGAUGUGCGAUGUUCUAAUUUUAUUGAUUAAAACAUUAAUUUAUUCACAUCAUAUAUAUAAUACAACAAAUUUUCGGGGGUUUGAACCCCCAAUACCCCCGAUUAGCCACCUGUAUACAUAUAAUAUUAUAUAAAUAAGGCUUGGAAAAGAAAUUGAAAGUGUCGGUACUUUAACUGGAAUCUUUUUCGAUUUUUUUUGAAAAACGUAACCGGAAUCGUUAUUGUUCGUACAUAAUCUAUUGGUAUUUUCGGUUCCAAUUUUAUGUGGAUAAGAUUUAAUUUACUUGGUCGUGCAUUUUGAUUGGUAUUGUACAUAUGGUUGUACCUACAUGAAUUUAUAAACUUACCUGAUAUUAUUAUAUAUUGUUAAAUUGUAUUCUAUAAUCUAUACAAGUUCCAUUCCAUCGAUAAAAUAUGCACAGUUAUUAAAAUAAAAUUGGGUAUAAAUAUAUAAAUUACGUCUUGAUUAUUUCCUUAUAUUCAUCUAUAAAUAGUUAUAUAUAGCACUGAACCUUUCAAAUGUAAAACUAAAGUUGAUAUAACAGGUCUUUUGUUCUUAUCGCGACUGAAUGACAAAAUUUGAUAUUUAAUAUUUAUGUAGUACUAUUGUGUAUCUAUAAUAAUAUUGAAUUAAUUUGUUUUCAAUUACUUUCAUUAAUUUUACAAACAGAUACCUACCUAAAGGUUCAGUAUUCACAAUGGGCCGCACAACUGUAUCCAUCUUCUAUGUAUACCUCCAUAGCCCAUAAUAUGCUAAGGAAACUAAAGAAUCUGUAUGUAAAGAUUGAAAUGGAAAAGUAAAAGUAAGUUGAAUAAAUAAUACGUAAGUACACCUUUGAUUUUAUAUUUUAAAAGUUCAUGAAACCCACAUGUAAUGUCUACGUCUUACAAACGUAGGUGACAUCGAUUAAGUUAGACAUAACUAAUCAAUUUGGGUUCAGCUGAGUUAAUUUUUUGCAGUUAGCUCAAUUCAUUAGUAUAAAUAUUAAGUAAAAGAUAAAAGUAAAAAUCUAAGAAGCAACCGCCCAGGGGUUUGAUGAAUUUUUAAAUUGUGAUAACUCAUUUGGCCGAAUCAAACUUGAAAAUUUAAAAAUCGAAAAUAAAACUUUUAUCGUUGCACAGAUAUUAUUCUUAUCUUUAAGAUAGAUUUAUUAUUCAAUUCAUUCUAAUAUUGAAACUAACAGCACAAAUUUGUCCCAACUGAAUGUAAUUUGGCUAGGUACCUGGAUUACCUAUGUCGUAUAUUUGUAUGCAAGUCCAAUUAACCAUCCGAGUAGGUACCUAGGUAAAAGUAUGUAUAAUAUGAUCAAUGCUCAAAUUGGAGGACAAAGAACUUCUAAUUGAUUUUUUUUUUUUUUAUUGGUACUAAGGGACAAUAAGUCUCUUUGCUAAUAAUGAUAUUUAACCAAAAAAACAUUAUCAACUCAGAUAUAGCCAAUAUAAGUAGGUAGGUAUUCAAUAUAUAUUAGAUUUUUGAGAAUUUAACAUUUUAAUAUUAUAAUAUUCAAUUCUAAACAAAAUUAAUACAGCAUAUUAUUAUUCAACUAUAAGUAAUUAUUAUAAUCAUUAUAUUUUCAGUACUUUGCACUUUAGUAGUUUUAUACUGUGUGAUAAUAAAAUAAACUAAUUUAACCAAACAUCUAAGCAUUAUGAGAAAACAAGAAACAAUUUUAUAAAUGUAUGGGUAAAAUAAAUUGCUACUUAUAUAGCUAUGUAAUUUUAUCUAUGGUAUAAACACACUUAAAAUAAAUAAAUACCUAUAUAAUCGAAAACAGCUUACAAGAAUUAAAUUAAGUAUUUUUGUUGGUUUUGAUAAAUUACUAAUUAUUGAAUUAUGUUGAAUUGUAGAGGGCAUUAGUUUUUUUUAUAGUCAGUAAUGUUGGGUAUAAUCUUUUUAAACAUAAAUUUUUUUGUCGUCCUAUUUGUCCUGUUUGUCGUUCAACUAAAAUAUUCUUUAAAUAAUUUAAAAUUAUGGGGUACAAGGUAUUAUUUAUUGAGUGUGUUUGUGAUGAUGAGAUGCUCCUGGAACACAACGUUAAAGAUGUAAUUUUUUUUAUAUUAAUACACUGUGAAAUAUGGAUCAGUUCUAUAGGACCCAUAUGCAGCCUCUAACUUAUUACAACUUGAAAGAGUUCAGUGUACAUAUUUAAGUUGUGUUUUAUUCACUCUUAAAAUAAGACAACAAUCAUAUGGUUUCUUCAUAUUGGUGGUACAAAAUGUUAAAAAAAAUUCAAAUACCUACCUGAUUUAUAUGAAAUAUUUUAAUUCAAAAUUUUAAUGUAUUUAUAUACAACGGGUAUAGUAUUAUGUUAUAUAAAAAUAAUACCCAAUGUAUAUUGUGUACAAUAUAUACCUACAUGAAUUUAUUUGUUUUUUUCUUUUAUGAAAAUAUUAAAUUAUUAACUGUUACAUAAUAAUCACAUGUUAAAUUAUUGGAGUAAAUUCUAAAGUUUAUUUGAAGGGCAAUACAAAAUGUAUCAUGAAACCAAUGUUUCAAGUAUUAAAGCAUUAUUAAUGUUAAACCUAAACAUAAUUUUAACUUGAAAAUAUCUUUAUCAAUGAUUAAAAGGUUUAACUAUGAUAAAAUUUAUUCCCAAUAUAAAUUCUAUACAAUUUUCAUUCUACAUCUGAUAUUAAAUAUUAAAAACAAUUGAAACCUAGUUAAUAAUUUAAAUUGCCAAUAUCAUAUUAUUUCUCUGAAAUACUACUUCUACAGGUACAUAAAAAAAUAUUUAAUAUUUUUUUUACAUAAUAUAUUUGUAAAUGUAUGUUGAUUUUUAAAUUGUUUUAUUUACAGUGUUUUGUGUGAGCUCAUACAGGCGUAAACAUAUUGAGUCGUAUAGUAGCCAUGACCUCUUCCGUAAGGAAAACAGUGAAGCAGCUGAGAUUCGUCAAUUAAGUGCCCAAGAAGCACAAGAUGAUGCCACAAAAUGGUUACAAGAUGGAGGAGAUGUAGCUGUAAGUAUUUAGUUACCUAUCCGCAUGUAUUAAUGUACAUUUUAAAUGACAUUUUUUUUU
This is a messenger RNA of Cinara cedri, 17416 nucleotides long. The record is from the annotation of a GenBank genome assembly. NCBI's taxonomy places the organism in Eukaryota, Metazoa, Arthropoda, Insecta, Hemiptera, Aphididae.